Messenger RNA from Chelmon rostratus (copperband butterflyfish), 4365 nucleotides. RefSeq names its product lebercilin LCA5 (gene lca5). NCBI's taxonomy places the organism in Eukaryota, Metazoa, Chordata, Actinopteri, Chaetodontiformes, Chaetodontidae. Gene Ontology annotation, biological process: intraciliary transport. The record is from RefSeq and is a predicted model, not a curated record. Bases 547 to 2964 code for a protein of 805 amino acids. The transcript is spliced from 10 exons. Gene Ontology annotation, cellular component: axoneme.
CAGCGUUAGUGCCGGAGCAAACCUCUACACUCAAAACAUUGUGUCUGAGCGCCGCUAACUGGCAAGGUUAACACUACACCGUCUUGUCGUUGUGGAUAAUAACAACAGGACGGCGCAUUUAAGCCGUUAGUCAGGACAUUUUAUUUCCAAAAAGGGCCGACGAGAUCUUCUUAUAGCUAACGGUGGCUAAAGUUCACGGUAGCUUGCUAGUAGUUGAAGCUAUGUAGCUCGCUAACAUUAGCCGAUUGAGUGUAAACCAAAAGCUGUUAAUUGCGACAAAAAGCUACACGUAAACCAAACAAAGCAGCAAGAUUUAACGGAGUAAACGCGGAAAACGGAGAGGUUGGUGCCAGCAGUCACUGAGUGCUAACGUUAAAGCACAUCCCACCUGUUGAUGGAAACUUGUGAGCUGACUGCAUUGGUUUUCUCAGCUAAUAGCUCCGGAGCAUGAUGGAGCAGAAGAUCUGAGGGAUUAUGACAGCAGUGAUGAUGGACAUAUAAUGGUAUAUAUGUGUUCAACACAGCAUUUCUUCUCCAAGUGACAACAUGGAAUCUGAAAACAUAACUGACUCAUAUGAAGACAACCGGGAUGUCGAUCAGAGUCGCCAGUCACUCCGGAGUACCAAGAAAGAUUCCCGUGGAUCGUCCUUCCAAAGGCACAAAAAGAACUUCCGGGACAAGAUCCAGGAUGAGGAAGAAAAAGACAGCUGUAUUGAGAGUAGAUCAAAAACUCGAACCUGGCACUCAGAUCCAGAUCGGGACCAGAUAUCAGAUGGAGAGGGACGGAGAAGUAGUCGCUCAUUUUACUCAGAGGACUAUGAGAACGAGUCUCCUUCAGAGGGCUCCAUCUCACCACACUCCCGGUCCCGGACUCCAUCCCCUUCUCCUCAAAGAGGGGUGCGGGCAAAGAGGAUUUCUUGCAGCCCCUUUUAUAAGACAGGUGGUGUUGGCCGUCGGGGUGUAUCUCGCCCACAGCGUCCAGGAGGCCAACCCCUGAUACAGCAGCAUCGUAGGGGAGUGCGCUCACAAAGCAAAGAGUCCACACCACCUAAAGAUCUGGACCUGGUUACCAAGAGGAUGCUUUCAGCCCGCCUGCUAAAGAUCAAUGAAUUGCGUAAUGCACUUGCUGAGCUGCAACAGCGCACUGAUGAGCUGCAGAAGGAGAAUCGAAUUCUCAGACAGCUUCAGGUGCGUCAAGAGAAAGCCCUGCAGCGCUACGAUGACACAGAAAGCGAGAUUUCCCAGCUGCUGUCGCGCCACACCAACGAGACCCACGUUCUGCGCGAACGGCUCAGGCGUACUCAAGAGCGGGAACGGGCGGCCGAGCGGCGGUUGAAGGACAGCGAAGAUCAGCUGCAGCGGAGCCAAGCGACCAUCACACGGCUGAGGAAGCUGGUCGACCAACGCGAGUUAGGAGCCAGAGACGAGUUAAGCCGCAGGUUAGAGGAAGAGAAGGUUCGGGCCCAGGAGGCAGAACGAAAGAUUAAGGAGCUGGAGCGCAGCAUGGAGCUGAGCAACAGCAGUUACCAGAGGCAGCUGGCUGCUGAGAGGAAGAAGACCAUCAGUGCCCAGGAGGAGAUCAGGACCCUGCAGGAGGAGCUGGAGCGACUGACCAAUAAACUCAAGGAGAAGGAGAGAGAACUAGAUGCCAAGAACAUCUAUGCCAACCGCAUGAUGAAACCCUCAGUAAGAAAAGAUACUGACACAAAGAGGAAAGUCCCCAGCAGGAACAGCACCAAGGCAGUGCAGACUAAAGACAGGACGUCUAGUCUGGAUUUCCCGACACCUCCCCCUGCCAUCAGCGAUGCCAAUGACUACAGCGAACAGGCACCUGACGAAUACUUAUCUCUCAAGGAGCUUGACGGAGUGGGCAGACAGGAAGAGACAGGAGACCGACAUCAAACUUGGGAGCAGCAGAAGAUGAGAGACAGAGAAAAAGAAAGAGACAAGGAGGAGGAAUUGAUGAAGGAGAGAGAGCAGGAGAAAGAGGAGAAAGUCAGCCAGGGACUAAAUGUGCGUGAGGAGAAGGCAAAGAGACAAAGAGAUGGCUGGGAGAGAGAAAAAGAGGAAGACGACAGAAAGAGGACAAGUUUCCUGUCAAACCAGGAGGAAGAGAACAACACGAAGCAUGGCCAUGUCCAGGAAGAGGUGAAGAGGUGGAACCAGGAUGCUCUGGCCAACCAGCAAGCAGCAGAGGAAGCACGUCGUAAAAAAGAGCUGCUGCUGGCUAAGAUGCGUGAAAUAGACCGUCACAACCAGGGAGCCCAGGAUGCCAUGUUUGCUGAGUCUAGUCCUUCUGAGUCCAGCAAGGGUGCCAGUAACCAUUCCUCUCCACGUCUUCCUGAACAGAGGAACCAUAGCUCAAUUUUUAACCUCACAGAAUCAGAGGAGUUGGCCAGUUUGCGCGCCGGUGGUGGAAGCAGGGAUGGUGGAAGGAGGAGAUCAGGCGUAGAGGGUGGAGCUGUUACAACAGGAAUCGGCAGGAGAGCACUACGGUCCCAAAUCUCCAGUGACGACUUGGCAUUUGGAAGCUACGCCCCUUCUUUUGGAAAUUCAGCGUCCCGAGGUUCUUCAGGCUUCCCUCCACCUCCGCCCAUUGAGGACAGGGACUCUACCUUAGAAGCAAUAGGGGUUUUUAGUCUCAGAGGGGUGGAGACAGAGAAAGAAAAGGAGAUGGAAAGAGGAGUGGGGAAGGACAAGAAGUCUGGCCUCAUGCAGCAGCUAUUUGGUUCCCUGGCAACACCUGCUGGUGAAAGCAUGAGCACCUCCAAUAAAAUGGAGGUCCUCAACAGUCCUCCAACUACCAAUGGACUACGCUCAAGAAGGGAAGGACUGCUCAGCUUCAACUUAGGGUCUUCCACUCCCCCGGCAUCCUCCCUGAACACCCUACAGGUCGCAGAUAGCAGACCUGCCAUCCGUGCCAUCACCUCAUUUGAUGAUGACAUAGAGGAAUUGACUUUAUGAAAUUAGAUUUGAAGCAAUUAGUGUCAUAGCAGUUGAGGUGAUAUCCAAUAUACAAGAUUGAGUCUAUUAACUCAAGUCUUAACACCAUUAAUCCCCCCCCCCAAUGAAAUGUUGAGAAAGUCGACAUUUUAAAAAGUUUCUAGAAAACCACAAAACUAUGAGUGAUAAAAGAUUCAUCUUGUGUUGCUGUAGUUUUAAUGUUUCAUCAUGUAGAGAAUUCAUUGGUUCAGGUGCAUGUGUGUAGACACGUGGAGGGCAGAGGUAGUUGUCACAGUGUUGCUGAAAUUGGCAAUAUAGCAUUUUUGACCCUGUGAUCUGUUUUAGUGCUUAUUGAACUUACAAGUGUUGUAUAGGCCGUGGGGUUUGCUGGUUGCACUUGUUAUAUCUUGUUUUUCUGGUUAAAUGUGACUGGUAGGUCAUCUGAUCAAAAGAAGGAUAGUAGAGCCACAACAUCUAUGACUUAGAAUAUUAGUCCAGCAAACAAAUGCAAAGCAAAGUGCAAGCAAUACAGUCAAAGUUGGCUGCAAGUCACAUUUUUUGCAUUUAACAUUUUAGCGCUUUGCCAUAUUUUUAGUAAUAACAGUUUGGGAUUGCUGUUAUUUUUGGUUGUUUUGGGAUCCUACAUUUCUUUGUGUGUCUGUAUUUGGACAUUUGAUUCUACACAGUUUGGGCACAGUAAUCUUUGAUUUAUUCAAGGUCCAUGCCAUAAAAGUGUGCCACUUUGCAAUAUGAUAAUCAAAGUAUAUUUAAACCGUUUGCUGAAUGUCUGACAAUUAUAUAAAACGGGUUAUUUUUAAAACAUUUAUUAUAAAGCCUCGUAAAAGUGUCAGUUUUCUGCAGGUUUAUAACAGCCAAUAUCAUUUUGAUACUGAUUAAAUACUCCAUUACAAGGAAAAUGUCAUACACCCUUAAUGACCUAUGGUCAAAUGAUACUAAAUAAUGCAUAUAAGCUCACUGAAAGCAUAUAUGUACAGUAAUUUGUUUGUAUUCCUUGUCCCCUGCACUGCUGUGACUCGUAGCAGACAAUCAGCACUAAACAAACCACCAGUGGCUGUAAAAGCUACAGCUGUAUGGAAGUGAACAGACAAAAUGCUCUGUUUUUAUCUAUAUUUAAUUGUGUUGCGUUCCUAUACAUUUAAAUAAUAUGAUGGGGAAUCACUACAGAGUCUUACAGCAAAUAAAGGCUGUUACCAGUCUGCACCAGGAAGCUGUAAAACUGAUUUUUUCAGAUUUGUCCAUUUUUUGAAGAGCUCUUUGUAUUUAUUCUGGCAGAGUUUAUUGUUGUAACUUUGGUAAGGGAUUAAAUGUGUAACCAGUGAAAACUCUGUGGUUAAUCAGUCUCUAUUCAUGUUUUAACAUUUCCACAUUUUGUACUAUUGUAUUUAAAAAACAAGUUUUAUG